Molecule: messenger RNA, 3850 nt
Organism: Gigantopelta aegis
Lineage: Eukaryota; Metazoa; Mollusca; Gastropoda; Neomphalida; Peltospiridae
Product: cell division cycle 5-like protein
Exons: 19
Coding region: 94-2502 (802 amino acids)
Biological process (GO): mRNA splicing, via spliceosome; regulation of transcription by RNA polymerase II
Cellular component (GO): Prp19 complex; spliceosomal complex
Molecular function (GO): RNA polymerase II transcription regulatory region sequence-specific DNA binding; DNA-binding transcription factor activity, RNA polymerase II-specific
Source: RefSeq, a predicted model, not a curated record
GGUUACUUCCGGUUUUGGUUUUUCAGCGUGUAAAAUUCGUUUUUGUGAAUAAAUAUAUUUCUUGUUGCAGAAUAACACACCAAGACAAUCAAGAUGCCUCGAAUAAUGAUCAAAGGUGGUGUUUGGAGGAACACUGAGGAUGAAAUCUUGAAGGCAGCUGUUAUGAAAUAUGGCAAAAACCAAUGGGCCAGAAUUGCAUCCCUGCUUCACAGAAAGUCGUCAAAGCAGUGUAAAGCCAGAUGGUAUGAAUGGCUUGAUCCGAGCAUCAAGAAAACGGAAUGGAGCCGAGAGGAGGAGGAGAAACUUCUCCAUUUGGCCAAGUUGAUGCCAACACAGUGGAGAACCAUCGCCCCCAUAAUCGGCCGGACUGCUGCACAGUGUCUGGAGCAUUACGAACUUCUGCUAGACAAAGCUCAGAACCGUGACGAAAGUGAGGAUGACCCACGCAAGCUGAAACCUGGUGAGAUCGACCCCAAUCCAGAAACCAAACCAGCCAGACCGGAUCCAGUGGAUAUGGAUGAAGAUGAGCUUGAAAUGCUGUCUGAAGCCCGAGCUCGUCUUGCUAACACUCAGGGCAAAAAGGCAAAGAGAAAGGCUAGAGAGAAGCAGCUGGAAGAAGCCAGGCGAUUAGCUGCACUUCAGAAGAGAAGAGAGUUGAGAGCUGCAGGAAUUGAAGUGAAACAAAAGAGAAGAAAAAAGCGUGGGGUCGACUACAACGCUGAGAUUCCAUUUGAAAAGAAACCAGCAUCAGGUUUCUAUGAUACCGCUGAAGAGACUUAUAAUCCUUUGGACCCUAACUAUAAGCGACUACGACAACAAAAUUUGGAUGGAGAACUUAGAAGCACCAAAGAAGAGAGAGAAAGAAGGAAAGACAAACAAAGACAGAAAAAGAGAAAAGAAAAUGACUUGCCUGGUGCUAUUGCUGCACAAACCAAUUUUACAGAACCUGUUAAGAAACGAAGUAAACUGGUUCUUCCUGAACCACAAAUAUCUGAAGCUGAACUUGAAGAGGUGGUGAAAGUGGGCCAGGCCAGUGAGUAUGCCCGACAGCAGGCUGAGGAAGCCGGGAGGGUGGACAGUGCUUCUAAAACACUGUUACAGGACUACAACACAACGCCCAAUUCCAUCAACCUCCGCACUCCGAGAACACCAGCCAGUCAGGAUACCAUUCUUCAGGAAGCCCAGAACAUCAUGGCGCUGACGAAUGUGGACACACCCCUGAAGGGUGGGCUGAACACUCCCCUGCAUGAGAGUGAUUUCAGUGGGGUCACACCGAGACACCAGACCCCUCACACCCCCAACACUGUCCUUGGUACACCUUUCAGAACACCAAGCUCCAUGACUGAUGGAGGACUGACACCGCGGAUGGGCAUGACUCCGAGACAGGGGGCCGGAGGAAUGACUCCACAGCAGACUCCAAUACGCGACAAACUCAACAUCAACCAGAUGGACGAAGAUGACAGUCAGCAGUUUGACAAAUUUCAUCAGAAGGACCUUAAAUCUCACCUGAAACAAGGUCUGGCAGGUCUACCCCAGCCUAAGAACGAUUACGAGAUCGUCGUCCCAGAAGACGAGAUGGCGGCUGGUACCGAGUCUGGCAAUGUUGAGAUGGUGUCGGACCAGGCCGAUGUCGACGAGGAGACCGAGCUGGAGAUCCAGCAGCAGCGACUACAGGAGAUGAAGCUGCGGUCCCAGGCCGUGCAGCGAGAACUGCCGCGACCCACCGACGUCAAUGCCAGUGUGCUCAGAGUGGUCAGCUCGCACGACCCACCACUGACGGAGCUACAGAAAGCUGAAGAAUUGAUUAAAAAGGAGAUGAUAACAAUGCUGCACUAUGAUGCUCUGUACUCCCCCACCCCCGGUCAGCUUGGCAUCGCCCCUGGAGCCAAGAAGAACACGCCUAGUCAGAAGGGAGUGCUGAACCAGGCCCAGCACUUGGCUUACCUUGAACAGAACUCGUAUGAAACGUAUUUGGAAGACGAACUCGAGCAGGCACAGUCCCUGCUUCAGAAGGAGAUGGAUGUGGUGAAGAAGGGGAUGAACCACGGUGACCUGACCCUGGAGGCAUUCUCCCAGGUGUGGGACGAGUGCUACUCACAGGUGCUCUACCUGCCCUCGCAGAACAGGUACACCCGCGCCAACCUCGCCAGCAAGAAGGACCGCAUUGAUUCUCUCGACAAACGCCUCGAGGCCAACAGAAACCAUAUGACCAAAGAUGCUAAACAGGCAGCAAAAAUGGAGAAAAAACUGAAAAUAUUACUUGGAGGUUAUCAGUCCAGAGCCCAAGGCUUAAUGAAGCAAUUUCAUGACCAGUACGAGCAGAUAGAACAGACUUUUGUGGAAUUGAAAACAUUUGAAAACCUCAGACAGCAUGAGAUUGGAGCCAUCCCCAAGAGAUUAGAGUCAUUAACGGAAGAUGUACAGCGACAAACGGAGAGAGAACGGGAACUGCAGAAGCGAUACAGCGAACUCCAGCAUAAAAAGGACAUUUUGUACAGAUGAGAGAAAGUGCGGCAGAUUGAUAAUUAACAAUCAUGACAUGUUACUGAUUUCUGUGAUCGAACACUGGAACAUUGGGUGGGGUGGGGCAGAAACACUAGUGUUUGUAGACUAAGUAAAGAUGUCUAAUGAAAUGAAAGUGUGUGUGUUCAACUCUGUACCAAAAGAAAGAAAACCGAGGCAUGUUCAGGAGGGUGAGCCAGCGACUGCUAGAUUGGUUUUUGCACCUAAUGUGAGAUGAAUGUGAUAUGAUAGAAGAUGAUAGUACCAGUCAAAUUAUUCCUGAGUGCCCAGCCUCCUGAACAAGCCACUGGUCACCACUUUGGUGAUUAUUAUUAUUAGAUGUAUUAGAUAACUUCCAAAUGGAUUGUGCUAAAAGUUGGGAUCUGAUGAUGUUAUUGUUUGUAACCUAAGACAUUUUAUGCAUUAAAUUCAGUGGUAGUAUAUUAAAACAUCCAGUGGUUUGUUAUUGUACACAUUAAAAUAAACAUGGGUUAUGUAUACAACCAGUAAUAUUACUGAACACAUUAAAUAGUUUAUUGAAGUUUGAACAUUAAACAAUGACUGUCACGUUACUGUGCACAUUCAAAUAGAUUAUUGUGUUUGUACCAAAUCAGAUAUAUUACUGUACAUAUUACCAUUGAUAUGAAUAAUGUUAAAAUUGAUCAUCAAUAAAAAAAAAAAAUAUAUACCCCUUAAGAUGGAUACUAACAUUGAAAAUGCUUUGGAGUCAUGCAGUGAUUGAUAUAUUCUGUAUAUUCUCAUUUGUAAAAAGGUUUUGUCAUUCCAGCAUAGAUAAAUCAAUUUCUGUAAACAAAUAACAUAUUACCUUUGACAUAAUUUUUGUUUUUAAAUUCUGCACCACAAAAAAAAAAAAAAAAAAAAAAAAAAAUUGAAAAUACAAAUUAAUUGUUGUUAAAAAAACAACAACCUCUAAACAGAUAACUAACAUUCAAAGUAUGUUUUGUAGUCAUGAAGUAAUUGAUAUAUUCUCUAUUUUCUCAUUUUUCACUCAAUCCUUGUAGAACUGUUUUUAUCAUUCCAACCUAGACAAAUCAAUUUCUAAAAUUAAGUUUUCAUAAACAGCAAAUACUUAUUUCUUGAAAUAAAGAAACUCAUCCAUCAAUUGAAAAAUGUGCAAAACGAAACUGGUGAGCAUAACCAUUUGUAAUACAUAUAGUCCUGUAAAUCCACCAGUUGUUGAAUUUCAGCAAUUUGACAUUACACAUUUCAAUUUUAUUAAAGCUAUUUGUGCAUUCAUUUUGUUUUAAUCAUAUCAGAGCAGUGAAGCUAAUUCCAGCUUCUUCAUUAUAUUAAAGGUGGUGAAAUGAAAAUAAAUGUGUUAUGUGAU